Messenger RNA from Hypomesus transpacificus, 1653 nucleotides. RefSeq names its product vitronectin b (gene vtnb). Gene Ontology annotation, biological process: immune response; cell adhesion mediated by integrin; cell-matrix adhesion. The transcript is spliced from 9 exons. The record is from RefSeq and is a predicted model, not a curated record. The coding region runs from base 151 to 1482 and encodes 443 amino acids. NCBI's taxonomy places the organism in Eukaryota, Metazoa, Chordata, Actinopteri, Osmeriformes, Osmeridae. Gene Ontology annotation, molecular function: polysaccharide binding; scavenger receptor activity; extracellular matrix binding.
UAGUUUUCCAAAGUGGCUUGCACACGACCGCAUUGUAGUUGUGCGCUGUCCUUUUAUAUUUCAAUAGACUAUUCUCUUACGGAAUUUUCGGUUCUCUAAACGAAUAGUCGAACUAUUGUUCGUUCUGGUUCGGAGACGGAGUGUGACAGCAUGAGGUCCGUUGUGGGUCUCGUUGUGCUCAUGCUCGCACUGGCCUCCGUUUUCGCUGCAGAUGAGUCCUGUGUUAAUCGAUGUAACACUUUCAACCCCAUGAAGAAAUGCCAGUGCGACUCCAUGUGCAUGUAUUAUGAGAGCUGCUGUAUGGACUACAACACCGCCUGCCAAAAGAAAAUUGCUCGUGGAGACACCUUUGAACAACCAGAGGAUCUGGUUUCUACAACCAUUGAACCAAUCACUUUUCCCCCUAACACCACCACCAUCCCCACCACCACCACCACCACCAGCACCACCACGCAGGCUCCCACUCCUCCCCCAGACCCAGACGCUGUUCCCUGCAGUGGGCGGCCCUUUGACGACUUCCUGCAGCUGAAAAAUGGGUCCAUCUAUGCCUUUAGAGGCGAUUAUUUCUUUGAGCUGGAUGAGAGGGCAGUAGUCCCUGGUUACCCCAAACUCAUCAAGGACGUGUGGGGGAUCUCUGGACCGAUCGAUGCUGCUUUCACACGUAUAAAUUGCCAGGGCAAGGCUUAUAUCUUCAAGGGCAAUAAGUACUGGCGCUUUGAGGAUGAUGUUCUGGAUGAGGACUAUCCACGUGACAUCUCGGUAGGCUUUGAGAAGGUUCCAGACAACGUGGAUGCAGCCUUUGCUAUUCCUGCACCUGGUGACCAUGGCAAAGAGAAGGUUUACUUCUUCAAAGGGGACCAGUAUUACCAGUAUGAGUUCAAGCACCAGCCGUCCCACGAGGAGUGCGUGACCAUGACCCGAUCUGCCCCCUCCGUGCUCUUCACACGCUACACAGACUUGUACUGUGACGACACCUGGGAGAGCCUCUUCAGGCAGCUCUUCCAAGGCUUGGAGGGUCACCACAAAGGGCCGCACUUCAUCAGUAAGGACUGGGUAGGCAUCAAGCCCCCUGUAGACGCUGCCAUGGUGGGACGGCUCUACGUCAGCCCCAAGCCUGGCCCGUCGUCCUCCCCGGACCCCCCGUCUCCACGACGGAGGCCCAACAAGAAGAGGGGGCCCAAGAGAAGGAAAAACAAACGAGGCAGAUACAGCCGCUCUCUGCUGGAUGAACUUUUAAGCUCGUUUUACGAUGAAAGGACAGAAUUUGACCAUCAGUACACUUACGAUGACUACAGCAACUACGACACCACAGUGCUGGAGAAAAGCAUGCCUGUACAGAACGUCUACUUCUUUAAAAAGGAUAAGUACUACAGGGUGGACCUCCAGACCAAACGUAUUGACUUUGCCAAUCCGCCCUACCCACGAUCCAUCGCCAAAUACUGGCUGGGGUGCAAACGCGAGUCACUGGCAGAGAAGAGAUAGACAGUAUGAUGGCGCAUGACAGAUGUGACAUGAAGAGACAUAAUAUAGCUUUAACUCAUUAUUAUUAACACAUUUUAAAUACAAGGUAGAAACAUGCUGUAUAUUCUUGUUCUAGUUUCAGUAAUUGAGUGAUCACAAAAUAAAACUAAACUAUUUACCUUCUUUGAGUAA